Carassius auratus (goldfish) is the source of this 1915-nucleotide messenger RNA. Its product is annotated as collagen alpha-1(XXI) chain-like. Lineage: Eukaryota; Metazoa; Chordata; Actinopteri; Cypriniformes; Cyprinidae. The coding region runs from base 1 to 1497 and encodes 498 amino acids. The transcript has 14 exons. The record is from RefSeq and is a predicted model, not a curated record.
AUGUCGUGGAUUCUGAAGAGCUUUCCGGCACUGCUCUUAUUGGUGUACUCACGCGCCGCAGAGGACCAUGACAUUCGAGCGGGCUGCAGCACUGCUGUGAAUGACCUGGUCUACAUCAUGGAUGGCUCCUGGAGUGUGGGAAGUGACGACUUUGAGACAGCCAAGCUCUGGCUAGUCAAUGUCACCAGUGGCUUCGACGUGAGUUCACACUACUCGCAGGUGGGUGUAGUACAAUACAGCGACACCCCCAGGUUGGAGAUCCCUCUCGGUCUCCACAAGACCACUCGAGAUCUCAUUAAAGCCAUUGAGGACAUCAGCUAUUUAGGUGGCAACACGCAGACGGGGCGUGCCAUCAAGUUUGCCGUGGACCACGUCUUUGCAUCUUCGCAACGAAGUGACGUGAAGAACCGCAUUGCUGUAGUGGUGACUGAUGGAAAGUCGCAGGACGAUGUUAUGGAUGCUAGCAUUGAUGCGCGAGCACAAGGGAUUAAAGUAUUUGCGGUGGGUGUCGGGACGGAGAUCACCACAUCAGAGCUAGUGACCAUCGCCAACAAGCCAGAGGGUGAAUACGUGCUGUAUGCGGAGGACUACACCAAUAUCGACCGUAUCCGUGAUGCUAUGGAACAGAAGCUGUGUGAGGAAUCGGUUUGCCCCACUCGUAUUCCUGUGGCUUCCCGUGAUGAGAAAGGCUUUGAGCUGAUAUUGGGCAUGAAGAUCCAUCAGAAAGCCAAGAAGAUCCAGGGCUCAUUAGUGUCGGAGGCAGCGUAUCUGCUGGACAAGAGCACCGACAUCACUGAAAACACCAGGCUGAUUUUUCCGGAAGGUCUUCCUCCCUCCUAUGUGUUUGUGUCCACUCUGAGGCUGAGAGGGUCUUCAAGAAGGGAAAAGCUGGACCUGUGGAGGGUCCUGUCUAAAGACGGACAGAUCCAGGCGGCUGUCACACUCAACGGACUGGACAAAUCUGUCAUCUUCACUUCCACAGACACAGUUAACGAGGAACAGAGAGUUACUUUUGAUGCACAAGACAUUGAGGCUCUUUUCGAUGGAGGCUGGCACCAGCUGAAGGUUCUGGUUAGACCCAGACGUGUCUCCUGUUUUCUGGAUGACCAGCAGAUCCAGGAUGAGGCUCUGGAGGCUGUGGUUCCCAUCUUCAUCAAUGGGAAGACUCAGAUCUCCAAACGCUCUGGCUCUGACGCCACACUUCCUACAGAAAUCCAGAAACUGAGGCUUUACUGCGACCCCCAGCAAAGCGAGAGAGAGACGGCAUGUGAGAUCUACUCUGUGGAUGAUGAACGGUGUCCUCUGGAUCGUGAGCCCACCGAUGAGACUGAAGAGGUGUGCGACUGCAACCACGGCCCGCCGGGGCCAGCAGGACCUCCAGGACCCAGGGGUGUGCGCGGAGAGAGAGGAGGAGAAGGACCUCCGGGGCCAGAUGGUACGCCUGUGAGUAAAACCCAUGUAUUCAGGAUACGAGUCUUUUCUGGCCAAUCUGUGUGAACUGUACGGCUCUGAAAUCUGUGUUUUUUUCAAUAAAGGGACCCCCAGGUUCAAGAGGAGAGCCAGGAGAUCCAGGUAUACCUGGAGAGAAGGGCGACCUGGGUCCAGCGGGGCCGAGAGGCCAUCCAGGACUUCAGGGGUUAAAAGGUGAUCGAGGAGAGCAAGGGCUGCCAGGGAAACCGGGGCCGCCAGGACCCAUGGGAGCAUCAAAACCAAACAUUGGGAUAGUUGGAUUGCCAGGAAAAAAGGGAGAGCAGGGAGGAAAAGGAGAACAAGGACCUCCUGGAGAGCCUGGUCCAAUGGGAAAACCAGGACUCGCUGGGAAUGACGGAGCGACCGGCGCUGCUGGAGCAAAGGUCAGUCAAUCCAGAAAGUAUAUUAACUGCAUCCAGCGGUGUAAAGAAACAUAAACGUGUGU